AUGUCGUCCGUGGAUCCGGACCCGUUAUCACGUCUAGGAGUACGCGGUUUGGAGGCACUUGUUGAUGACGAUACGAAAAAACGGCAGAUUAGUAUCCGACAUAUCGCACCGAAGGAAAGCAUUAACACUUUGAAGGAUGCUUUCAAUCGCCAUCUACACUACACGAUGGCGAAAGACCGGAACGAAGCCUCUGAUUGGCAUUUAUAUAUGGCUCUGGCCCAUACUGUCAAGGACACGCUGGUCAGCCGAUGGAUUCGAACCCAGCAACACUAUUACAAGAAAGAUCCCAAACGUGUGUACUACAUCUCUCUGGAAUUCUACAUGGGUCGGACGCUAACCAACACUAUGGUUAAUUUAGAUAUACAGCCAGCAUGCGAAGGAACAAUGCGAAAGUUGGGCCUUGAUAUGGAAGAGCUAGAGAACAGCGAGGAGGACGCUGGUCUCGGAAACGGUGGACUUGGGCGUUUAGCCGCCUGUCUAAUGGACUCAAUGGCCACGCUAGGUAUGGCAGCCUAUGGAUACGGUAUCCGCUAUGACUAUGGUAUAUUCGAACAGAAGAUCAAAGGUGGAUGGCAGGUGGAGGAACCGGAUGAGUGGUUGAGGUAUGGAAACCCAUGGGAACAUGCGAGGCCAGAGUUUACCAUUCCUGUACAUUACUACGGCAAUAUCGAACACAACGAACAAGGAUCCAAGUGGGUUAACACACAGGUGGUUCAGGCCAUUCCAUACGAUACGCCGAUACCUGGUUUUCGUAACAAUACGGUUAACACUAUGAGGUUGUGGUCUGCAAAAGCAUCAGAUAGCUUCAAUCUGAAUUUCUUCAACAAUGGAGAGUAUUUGAAAGCAGUUUACGAUCGAAAUUUAGCUGAAAACAUUAGCAGGGUCCUCUAUCCCAAUGACAACGUCUUUGAAGGCAGGGAACUUCGUUUAAAACAAGAAUACUUUCUUGUUUCUGCUUCUCUUCAGGAUAUCAUACGGCGGUACAAAUCCCCGAAACGCGGAGGAGCGCACGGCUUCCGGAAUUCGUUCUCAAUAUUUUCCCAGAAGGUUGCACUGCAGUUGAACGACACCCAUCCAUCACUCGCAAUCCCUGAGCUGAUGCGCCUCCUACUGGACGAAAAUGGUCUCGCAUGGGAAAAUGCGUGGGAGAUUGUCCAGAAUACAUGUGCCUACACGAACCACACCAUUCUUCCAGAGGCUCUCGAACGCUGGUCUACGCAGUUACUGGAAAAAGUCUUACCGCGACAUCUUCAGAUUAUUUACAUCAUCAAUCACCACUUUCUUGAUGAUGUCAAACAGCGUUAUCCUGGAGAUGAGGACCGUGUUCGGAGAAUGUCUAUUGUAGAAGAAGAAGGGGAGAAACGUAUCAACAUGGCACACCUAUCGAUCGUUGGGUCACAUGCUGUGAAUGGGGUCGCUCGUAUACACUCCAAUCUGCUGAAGAGCAAAAUCUUCAAGGAUUUUUACGAAAUGUAUCCCGAAAAGUUCCACAACAUCACGAACGGCAUCACACCCAGACGAUGGCUUAUGGUGUGUAACUCAUCUCUGACAAAAAUCAUUAGCAAUACUAUAGGAACCGAAUGGCUCACCAACCUUCACUUUCUAAGGAACCUGGAAUCAUUUCAAACCGAAGAAAGGGUUAUCCGACUGAUCAUUGAAUCUAAAAAAGAAAACAAAAGAAAGUUGGCUGCCUAUCUGAAGCAGAAUGGAAAUUUUGAAGUCAACCCUAACUCUAUGUUUGACGUCCAUGUCAAAAGAAUACAUGAAUACAAACGUCAACUUUUGAACUGUCUUCACAUCAUUACUUUGUAUAACCGAAUCAAAGCAAAUCCCGACAUGGAAGUCGUACCCAGGACCGUGAUUAUAGGUGGAAAGGCAGCACCUGGCUACUUCAUGGCCAAACUAAUCAUCAAGCUGGUCAACAACAUCGCCCAAGUUGUCAACAAUGAUGAAUCCAUACAAGAUAAACUGAAAGUGGUGUUCCUACAGAACUACCGAGUCUCCCUAGCAGAGAAAGUCAUCCCUGCAGCAGACCUAAGUCAGCAGAUCUCUACUGCCGGAACUGAAGCUUCCGGUACCGGAAACAUGAAAUUCAUGUUGAAUGGUGCUCUGACGAUUGGAACCCUUGACGGUGCCAACGUCGAGAUGCGAGAAGAAGUAGGCGAGGAAAACUUUUUCCUGUUUGGGAUGAAUGAGACAGAGGUAGAAGAUGCCAGACCAAACUACUAUCCAAAGAAAUAUUACGAUGAGGAUCCAGAGCUGAAGCAAGCACUUGAUCAAAUCAACAAUGGAUUUUUCUCUCCAGAGGAUCAGGGACUCUUCAGGGAUAUCUAUAACCAGCUCGUGUUCUCAGACAGAUAUAUGCUUCUUGCUGACUUCCGGUCUUACAUUGAGUGUCAGAAACGGGUUGAUGAACUGUACUGCAGGCCCCGCGAGUGGGCUAGGGUGUGUCUCCUGAAUAUCGCCGCGGCAGGCAAGUUCUCUAGUGACCGUACCGUCACUGAAUACGCCUCCAAAAUCUGGGGAGUUGAUCCUUCCGAUUACAAACUUCCGCUCCCACAUGUUGUGUCAAAUGAUUCACAUUGA
This is a messenger RNA of Ylistrum balloti, 2586 nucleotides long. Its product is annotated as glycogen phosphorylase, muscle form-like. Gene Ontology annotation, cellular component: cytoplasm. The transcript is spliced from 2 exons. The record is from RefSeq and is a predicted model, not a curated record. Gene Ontology annotation, molecular function: glycogen phosphorylase activity; pyridoxal phosphate binding. Lineage: Eukaryota; Metazoa; Mollusca; Bivalvia; Pectinida; Pectinidae. Bases 1 to 2586 code for a protein of 861 amino acids. Gene Ontology annotation, biological process: glycogen catabolic process.